Molecule: messenger RNA, 566 nt
Organism: Vigna radiata var. radiata (mung bean)
Lineage: Eukaryota; Viridiplantae; Streptophyta; Magnoliopsida; Fabales; Fabaceae
Product: 60S ribosomal protein L18a-like protein
Exons: 4
Coding region: 43-438 (131 amino acids)
Source: RefSeq, a predicted model, not a curated record
AGAAGAAGAGGGUUUGGUAAAAGGAAUUCUAAUGUAUUGACGAUGAGCGAGAAGAGGGAAAAUAAGGAAAUGGUGAGCGACGACAACAACCCUUAUUAUGGCACAUUCCAAGGCGUCACCAAUUGUUAUCCUCCGUCUUUUCCCUCCGCUUAUCACCAACAACAACCGUAUCAUUUUCUUCCAGUUUAUGCUGUUCCUGACAGGCCAUUGAGAGAACGUCGACUUCCCUGUUGUGGACUUGGUGUGGGAUGGCUUUUGUUCAUAAUUGGUUGGUUUCUUGGUGGUGUUCCUUGGUACAUUGGAACUUUUGUUUUGGUAUUUGUGCAAAUGGAUCAUAGAGAAAAACCUGGACUCAUUGCAUGUGCAUUGGCUUCGUCGGUUACUUUGAUGGUGGUUGCCCUUGGUGUCACACAGGCAGAUCUUCAAAAGUUGAUAUGAAGCACAAAUCCAUUAAACUUUUCUAUUGUAACUUGCACUUUUAAUUUCGGUAUAAAAGUAUAUAAAAAUAUACUAUAAGUAUAGUAAAUUAUUUAAUUGUAUAUUUAUAUUUUAGCCUAAAUUUUAUA